UACUUUAAAGAUGAUAUUGUUAUGGAAAAAAUCACUCGUACUCAACUUUUAACUAUGCACAGAUAUCUUGCCGGUGCCAAUUUCAUCUCCAAAUGGUAUUCAAAUGAAUAUCUCAAAUCUCAAAUCUACAAGAAAUUAGAUAAAAUUAAACAAGAUGAUAUUCUCAUUAAAAAAGAGGGUCUUCAUUCAUUAACUUUAGAGGAGUUAGUAGAUGCCGCUAUUACUCGUGGUUUCAAGGUUGAAGGUUAUAAUAGAAGAUAUAUUGAAGGUCAAUUAGAUCAAUGGUUAGACUUGUCUUUAAACAAAUCAUUACCACCAUCACUUUUAAUUUUAUCUCGUGCUUUUACUUUAACACCAAGUACCACAACUGAUGAAGCUCUUGAAGAUACUUUAGAACAUAUUCCAAAAGAACUCUUAAAGGGUGUUGCUAGUGAUUUACCAGUAGAUUUAUCAACUGAAUCUGGUAUCGAAAUUGCCAAAGAAAAAAUUGAUGAAUUAACUAAAGAACAAAAAGAAGUUGAGGAAGAAAUUAGACAAGAAGAGGAAGAGGAAAAGAAACAAGAAGAAGAAAAGAAACAGGUAGAGGAAGAAAAAAAAGAAGACACAGUAGUUGAAGAACAACAACCAACUGAACCAAAACAAGAAGAAUUGUCCAAAGUAGAGGAACCAAAACAAAAAUAAAUUAAUAAUAAUAAUAGCAAUAUAACAAUAUAAUAGUAUCAUAUAAAAUUAAAUAUUUGUACACUAUAAUAAGUAGUUAUAUAAUACGAAUAGUAGUAAUAAAAAAAUAUAAAGAUAAAUAAAAUUUUUUUUU
Molecule: messenger RNA, 814 nt
Organism: Dictyostelium purpureum
Lineage: Eukaryota; Evosea; Eumycetozoa; Dictyosteliales; Dictyosteliaceae
Exons: 1
Coding region: 22-681 (219 amino acids)
Biological process (GO): intracellular monoatomic cation homeostasis
Cellular component (GO): mitochondrial inner membrane
Molecular function (GO): ribosome binding
Source: RefSeq, a predicted model, not a curated record